Messenger RNA from Rhopilema esculentum, 1952 nucleotides. Its product is annotated as vacuolar fusion protein CCZ1 homolog. Gene Ontology annotation, biological process: vesicle-mediated transport. The record is from RefSeq and is a predicted model, not a curated record. Gene Ontology annotation, cellular component: intracellular membrane-bounded organelle; Mon1-Ccz1 complex. Lineage: Eukaryota; Metazoa; Cnidaria; Scyphozoa; Rhizostomeae; Rhizostomatidae.
AACUGCGAGCAAAAAGCUAUCGAAAAUAUCAAGACAAUUUUAUAACUGGAAUUGAAUGAUGAUAAUGGAAGCAUUUCCAUUUCGCGGUUGACAUUUCUUUCGCACAAACCAAACAGGGAAAAAUUUGUUCUAGCCACAGCGUCACACGGCCAUUUGAUUGAAAAGCUCUUGAAUCAAAGUUUUCUCUUAUUGGUUUAAAUCGAUCAAGCUCAACGGUACGUGCAUUUCACUCCCGUGAAAAUAAAAUUGAGCGCAAUAGGAGACAGACUACAUUUAACAGGGACUUUAGAGGCAGUACAAAGGGCAGGGCCAAAAUUUGGUCAGACGGAUAUUUUUUAUAGCCUCUCUUUGAUUCCUCUUGCAACAUAUCAGAUUUAUCGAAAAUGGCGUCAGGGAUCCGUAGUUGUGGAUUAUUGAGUUUCUUUAUUUACAAUGACAGCUAUGGUACUCGGGAGGGAACAGAAGGGGAGAAAACGAUGUUAUACAUACCACAAGAGGAAGAUAUUGACUCGCAGAUAAAGCAAGUCGGAUUGUGCGAAGCCUUGAUCCAAUUCACAAAGACAUUUAAUCCGACAACGCCUUGCGAAGUUCUUCACACCCAGAAAUCCAGGCAAGUUUUCUUGAAUCCGGAAGGUCGAUUUUUUAUGGCCAUGACUGUAAAGAUCCCAUAUAAUCAAAGAAUACUAAAAGAUGGAAAGCGAGCUGUGGAAUAUUUUGAAGAAGAAGUGCAGGACAAAGUGCUGCAGGAAGUUCUCAAACAGGCCUACGCCAUGUUCAGGCUUUUUAACGGACCAUUCACGAGAAUUUUGAAGAAAUCAGGUCUUGAGAGCCUGAAGGAAAAACUGAAGUAUUUCUAUUCGCGCUACUUACAAACACUCAAUUUCUCCCAGUUUGAUAUCCUUGAUAUUUAUCACGGACUAACAUUUUUACCAGUCGACCAAAGUGUUUUUCUCCGUGUACAAUGCUUUUGUAAUCUUGUCGAGACAACGUUUCCCUGCAUUUCACACAGCUGUUUUCUAUACAAUGAUCAGCUUCUUUGGACGACAAUAGAACAAGAAGAUAUGAGAAUCCUAUUCAAGUACUUGACAACUAGUUUGUUUCCUGCUACAAUGGAAAAUGAGGUUGAUGCCAAGGUCUCAAUGCAGUCAAAUACGCAAAACGUAGGUAAAUUUCUUACUGCAUCAGUUGAUCAAACAGAUCAGCUGACAAGUACAGCCAAGAGAUCACCAAGAUUGUUUAUAUGGACCAAUGGUGAACUAAAAGAGUAUUACCUUAUUGUCUUUAAGGCAAUGAGUGCCGUUAUUUGCAUGUUGGCUUCGACUGAUCCCCCUCUGACAGUAGAGUUCUACUUAAAGUUGCAAACCUUUCUUGGAGCCCAGAUGACACAUCUUUCACACAAGAUAAUGGAGCACAUAUUAAAAAUGCCAGCUAGCCAGAGUGAUCAACAAUAUAGGUUCUUGUACUUCAACAAGAUGAAUCUAGCUGUGAAGACUAGUAUUCAUAGCAAAAGGGCGUCUCAGGUAACUAGCGUUACACCAGAUAUGAUGAAGCUGAUUGUUGAUAUUCACAGUGAUCUUGAUAAAAUGCCUGGAGAUAGAGAAAUGAUUAUGAAGAACUUGGCAGAUUGUUGGAUUGUUGGAAGAAGGUCAGACAAAAGAGAGUUCUUUGUAAUUCUUAAUCAAAAGAAUGCUAGUUUGGUUGACAUAAAUGAUGAGGUUCGAAGAUUAAUAUCAACUAGUUUUAAUAAUGUAUUUUUUGUAAAUUGAGUGCCUGGAUAUCAUUGUUUACUAAAAUAUAUCCAAUGCUUGUUACAAUUUAGAUAUAUUUUAGUUGUGUAUUGUAAAAUAAGUACAAUAAUGCUGUAAAUAAAAGAACCAUUGACAAUAAUUAAACAAAUAUUGUAUAAUUUUGAAAAAAUACAUUGCAUAUUUCAUUACAAAUUAUGCUGAUGG